Molecule: messenger RNA, 1410 nt
Organism: Scomber japonicus (chub mackerel)
Lineage: Eukaryota; Metazoa; Chordata; Actinopteri; Scombriformes; Scombridae
Product: actin-binding protein WASF3-like
Exons: 8
Coding region: 1-1410 (469 amino acids)
Biological process (GO): positive regulation of Arp2/3 complex-mediated actin nucleation; actin cytoskeleton organization
Cellular component (GO): cytoskeleton
Molecular function (GO): actin binding; Arp2/3 complex binding; protein kinase A regulatory subunit binding
Source: RefSeq, a predicted model, not a curated record
AUGCCUCUGGUCAAGAGAAACAUUGAGCCUCGUCACCUGUGCCACAGUGCUGUACCCGAUGGAAUCAACAAUGAGCUGGAAUGUGUAACCAACAACACGCUGUCUGCUAUCAUCCGCCAGCUCAGUAGCCUGAGUAAACAUGCAGAAAAUGUGUUUGGAGAACUUUUUAAUGAAGCCAAUACGUUUUAUGUGCGUGCCAACGGUCUCCAGGACCGUAUCGACCGUUUGGCCGACAAGGUCACCCAGCUGGACUCCAGUGUGGAGGAGGUCUCACUUCAGGAUAUAAACAUGAGGAAGGCUUUUAAAAGCUCUACCAUCCAGAACCAGCAGGUUUUGUCCAAACGCAGCACUCCAAACUCUGUGUCUGACCUGUACAACAGCAGCGACAGGCCUCCUCCUCUGAGCACCCUCACUGCCUACAGAGAGGAUUCCACUGACGCCAUGAAAUACUAUUCUGACCCGUCAUACUUCUUCGACUUGUGGAAGGAGAAGAUGCUUCAGGACACAGAGGAAAAGAGGAAAGAGAGGAGGAGGCAAAGGGAACAGAAGCGAUGUGUGGAAAGCAGCACCCUUCAGCGUGAAGUGAAGAAGGUGAGAAAGGCUCGAAACCGCAGACAAGAGUGGAACAUGAUGGCAUUUGAUAAAGAGCUUCGCCCAGAUCAUCGCCAUCCGCAAACACUGCGGCGAAGGGCAUCGUCUGAAGGCUCGCUCUCCCCUGAUGGCAGGCCCGACAUCCCAGACUACCCCAUCCCUCCAGUGCCUGUCCACGCUGUUUGUAACUAUGCCAAGUCUCAUGAUUAUGUGCUUGGGAAUGCACAGCCCUCACCACCUGUGGAGCAUGAAUACCACAGCAUUGAUGUCAACUACAAGAGAGUAACCUACUCCAUGGCAGAGCCUCGUGCUGCAGAUCGAAUGAACAGUUCAAUUCGUCCACCUGCAGAUUACAACCCUGUCCCUCCUCCUCCUGCCCUGGGUCCAGCCAUCCCCUCAGCACAGACAGCCUUUGGUUUUCCUCUGGGCGCACUACCACCAACGCCUCAUAAUGGAGUUUUGCAUGUAGGCCCUGGUUAUGCACUCCCACCUGUGCCUCCUGUGGGGCCUUGCAUGGUUCCUCCUCCCCCAGGUCCCCCGCCUCCACCUCCCCCUCCCCAAGCUGCAGCAUCACACCUAUCAGGACACAGUGAAGGCAGCAGAGCUGACACUAAAACUGUGAGAGAUGCGAGAAGUGAUUUGCUGUCUGCCAUCCGUAUGGGCAUCCAGCUGAAGAAAGUCCAAGAGCAGCAAGAGCAGCAGAGUAAGCGUGAGCCGGUGGGGAACGAUGUGGCCACCAUCCUGUCCCGGCGUAUUGCGGUGGAGUACAGCGACUCUGAAGACGACUCUGAGCUGGAUGAAAAUGAUUGGUCAGACUGA